Messenger RNA from Closterium sp. Naga37s-1, 5610 nucleotides. The record is from the annotation of a GenBank genome assembly. Lineage: Eukaryota; Viridiplantae; Streptophyta; Zygnematophyceae; Desmidiales; Closteriaceae.
AUGGAUCAAUCCCAGGCUCGCUUCCUAUCCCCAGUGCACCAGCAGCAGCAGCACCAGCUGCAGCAGCACCAGCUGCAGCAGCACCAGCAGCAGCAGCACCACCAGCAGCAGCAGCAGUGGGAGCAGCAGCAGCAUCAAGAGGAGGAGGGGGAGGAGAUGGAGCAGCAACAGCAACAGCAACAGCAGCAGCAAGUGGAAAAUUACAGAACGAGGUGGCAGCAGAAGGCAGUGCGGCAGUGGGGAGAGGAAACGGGAAAGGCGGGGCAAAGGAGCCGAGAGAGUGUUAGGCCGGGCGGAAGCAGAGGGAUCACGUGGCAGGGUGCUGGGGAAGAAUCAAAAGCGGGGGAACAAGGGGGCGAUUUGAAAGGGCGAGGGGGAGGUGGCGGGAGGGAGGGGGGGGAGGCAGCAGAGGGGAGGGGGGGAAGAGGGGCAGCAGGGGCAGCAGGGGCAGCAGGGGCAGCAGGGGUAGCAGGGGUAGCAGGGGCAGCAGGGGCAGCAGGUGCAGCAGCGGGGGACCAUGGGUCGGCACGGACAGGGCUGGCGUUUGUGGGGCGGGAGAGGGGGGGGCGGCGGGGGGUGAAGCGAGUGAUGGUGCGUGUGCCGCAUGUGCGGGCGGAGAUGGCAUACAACGUGGAUGAGUACCUCGCCAAGCACCCUCUCUUCUCUCGAUACGGUGCGUGCGUGCGUGUGGGUCUGCGUGCGUGUGGGUCUGCGUGCGUAACCCUGUCGUUUCUUGCGUGCACUGCUGCGUCUCUCCAUGCGUUAUCUUCUCUCCAUACCUUGCCUCCCCUGCCUCCUUCCCCCUGCUGCCUCACCCCCACCACUGCCUCUUAUCCCCCAUGUGUGUGUGCAGAGAAGCGGGUGCGAGGGGAGGAGCGUUACCCUGGGUUGUUGAGCGCGCACGGAGUCCCCGCACACUCCCCCCUCGUGCCUUCCCAUUCCCACUCGCCCUUCCACACCCCCCCCCGUGAGUCGCACCCACCCACACAUGCCUAUGCACUCGCACAUGCCACCGCACUUGCACAUGGCACUCCGCAUGAAUCAGAGCAAGGCUAUCCCCACGUGUCAUCGCCCAACCAUGCCCACAGCCACUCAUACACCCACACAGAGGCGCGAGACCUGUCUCUCCCGCGCCCCAUGCACCCAUCCCCAUCACACGCCGCAGAGCAUGGGCAUGGGCGCAUGGGGGGAUGGCAGGGGGGGCGGGGCGCACAGGAGGAUGGCGGAGCAGGCAUGCGCGUGGGGGGAGAAGGGGGGGCGGGGUUGGGGAGAGGAGUUGGAGGGGGAAGGGGAGGGGGGGGAGUGGAUGUGCGGGGUGGGAUGGUGGGGAUGGUUGGGGAGGAGGAAGGGGAGGCAGCAGAGAAUCUCCUGUGGCGCUUGGAAGAGCUGCAGUGGCUCAAAAGUCACACUGCUCGCUCGUGCUGCUGCUCUGCUCUGCUCACUCGUCUCCCCAUUCCUGUCCGCUCUCCUCGUUCAUCUCCUCUCCUCAUUCAUGUCCCCUCCCCAUUCCUCUCCCUCUCUCCAUUCCUCUCCGUUUUCGUCGCUCACUCAUCUCCCACUCCCUCCCUUUCUUUUCCCUGCUUCCAUUGCCUUUCCCACACUCCUCACCACCACCUCUCUACUCCCUACUACUCCCACCUCUCCCGUUGCAUGCCCCCCCCCACCCAUCACUCCUUGCAGGUGCGUGUGCGUGCUCUGUCUGCCCAGCUCCUGCGAUCUGCCUCCUCUGCUCCCACCACAACCCACCCGCCUCUCCCUGCGGGUGCUGCUCGUGCUGCUGCUGCUGGCGGUGGUGCUGCUGCUACUGCCACACAACAUCAGGCAGGAGCAGCAGUGGGGGUAGCAGGGGUGCGGGGUGCAGGGGCGCCUGCACAUCACAAUCGUUCCCAGCACUCACAAUACCCCUCCACUGCACCUGUAUCAGCCCCGAGACCCACUGCAGCAGCUGCUGCUGCCGCCACUCGUGCUGUGGGUGGCAGUGCUGCGGUUACCCCAAUCCCCCUCCCACCUCCUCCCAUCCCAGCCAUUUCCUCCUCUAAAACCGUUUCAUCUGCCCGUUCUGCUCCGGUCCAAUCAGACGGGUCUUUUCGCCUGGGCAGGGAUGGGGCAGGGCAGGAGCAGGAGGAAGCAGACGGCGGCGAUGCGUUUUCUGCAAAGCGGGACCCUCAGGGGAAGGGCCGAACACAUGCCACUGCAGCUGCAGCCGCAGCAGCAGCCGCAGCAGCAGCAGCUGGUGGUGGUGGUGGUGGUGGUGGGGGUGAUUCUGCAGUUGGGAAGCCAAUAAAUGCAGCUGCUGCUGCUCCUGCUCCUGCUCCUGCUCCUGCUGCCACUGCCGCUCACAAACACCCUGUGCUACCAGCCGCAGCUGCUGCCGCCAUUGCUGCUGCUGCUGGUGGGGUAAGCAGUCAUGUACGAGCGUUACCAGGCGCAGAAGCAACACCGGGAGCAGGAGCAGGAGCAGCAGCAGCAGCAGCAGCAGGAGCAGGAGCAGCAAGCAAGAGGGGGGGCAGUGGGGACUCAACACAACGAGCAGCAGAAUCAGACGCCCCUUCCUCCUCUGCUGCUGCCGCUGCCGCCGCUGCCGCCGCCGCCGCUGCAGCAGCCGCCGCAGCAGCAGCGGCAGCAGCAGCAGCAGAGGAAGCAGCAGCGCAUGAGAGUGGGUGGAGAGUGAUUGUGAGGGGCGUGAGGAGGGAAUGGAGAGCGGGGCAGGGAGGCAGGGGGAGCGAUGUGAUUGGUGCUCGGGAACAGACUGUUGCAGAGCGACCAAUGGCAAUGGGGGGACGGGAGGGAGGACGGGAGGCAGCGGCUGCAAUGGUGACUGGGGGGAGAAAUUGGGAAGGGAACGUGUUGAAAGGUAGGGCAGAGAGAGCAAUGGCAGGCAGUGGGAAAGGUGGGGGAGUGAGGGAUGGAGAGGGAGAAAGAAGAGCAGUGCUGAGAGGGGGAAUGCGGUUGCAGGGAGAAGGAGAGGGGGCGGCUGAUGGGGGAGUUGAGGGAGCAGAUGGGACACGUGGGUGCAGGGCGGAGAAAGAGGAAGGGGGGAGGGGGGUGGGGGAAGGGAGCGGUAUGGUUGAAGGCAGGGCGGUGGGGGAAGAUGAGGACGUGGAUGAAGGGAGGAUGUAUGAUGGCAAGAACGGCGAGAGUGGGAUGAAUGGAAGCAUGGUGGAGAUGGGUGGAAGAGAGGGGAUGAGUGGAAAGGAGGGAGCGAGUGGAGUCGAGGGGAGAGAUGCUGAAGGGGAAGACCCUAGACGGGGAACCCGAGGAGGGAAGGGCGAUGUUGGGAACGAGGUGGGGAAGGGGGAGUUGGGGGACGGAGGAGGAAACGAGCGAGGCAGGGCUGGUGCGCAUGAGUCAGUGAAGGACGCAGGACAGGGGGCAGAGACGAUUUCUGAGUCGACGCACAAGCCACCUGGUGAGUCAGUGACGGGUACUGAACUCGUGCGUGAAGGGCAUGGGGACCUUCCCGCGUGGCGGCAAGAGCGCCUCGCAGCACGAGAGCAGGAGCAGCAUGUGCAGCAGCAGCGGCAGCAGCAGCAGCAGCAGCAGCAGCAGCAGCAGCAGCAGCAGCAGCAGCAGCAGCAGCAGCAGCAGCAGCAGCAGCAGCAGCAGCAGCAGCAGCAGCAGCAGCAGCAGCAGCAGCAGCAGCAGCAGCAGCAGCAGCAGCAGCAGCAGCAGCAGCAGCAGCAGCAGCAGCAGCAGCAGCAGCAGCAGCAGCAGCAGCAGCAGCAGCAGCAGCAGCAGCAGCAGCAGCAGCAGCAGCAGCAGCAGCAGCAGCAGCAGCAGCAGCAGCAGCAGCAGCAGCAGCAGCAGCAGCAGCAGCAGCAGCAGCAGCAGCAGCAGCAGCAGCAGCAGCAGGAAGAAGAGAAGCGGCAAGAAGAGCAGCUGGGAGAACAGCAGCAGCAGCAGGAUGUGCAGAAGAAGGAGCAGGAAGCACCCAUAUUUGAUGAGCCUGUAACAGUGGACGUUAGGGACGGUGUGAAGGACGGUGGGAAGGAGUUGAGUGUGGUUGAGGGGUUGGGGGUUGCCGGGGCGGGAGAGGAGGGAACUGUUGGUGCUGCUGCUGCUGGUAAUGGUGGCGAGAGUAUGGUUUCCAGCCCUCAUGGUGCCUCUUCUGCAUCUCGUCUCGCCUCUGCUGCCUCUCCUGUUCCUCCUGAGGCAGCACGGGGAACGGAAAGGGGGGGAUUGGGAGGGGAGAAACGAUCUGCAGUUGCGACGGACAGGCGGAGAAGCGAAGGAGGGGAGUGGCAGAGAGGAUUGGAGGGGAAGAAGGAACGGGACGAGGAGACGAAAAGGGAGGUGGGGAGGGAAGGUGGGGUGGUGAGGGAGGGGAAGGUGGAAAAAGGGGGGAGGGUGGACGGGGGUGUUGAGAUGGAGGAAGAGUGGGGGUUGAGAAGAGGGAGGGACGAGAAGCGUGCUAAGGGUUUGAACGUGCCUCGCAGGAAGAGGAGGAGGACGGUUCGGAAUGGGUGUAGUAGUGGCAGCAGAGGAGCAGAGGAGGGAGGGCUGGUGGGCGGAGGGGAGGGUAAGGGGGGAGAGGAGGGAGGCAGCAGCAGCAGGGAUGGAGAGGCGGAUGGUGGGAGGAGUGAGGGGGUGAGAGGCGUGGUUAAGGAGAGGAGGGUGAGAGUGGGGGUGGAUGUUAAGUUGGAGAUAGAGGGAGGGGUGACGGUGGAAGGGAGUGUGAGUGUGGAGGGUAUGGGGGAGAAGGUGGUGGGUAGCGUGGCUGUUCUGGGUUCUGGUGGUGCUGCUGCUGUGAGGUCAAGUUUCUACUCUCGAGAAAUUGAGGAGGAGAGCGAGGAGGAGGAGGUGGAAGAGGAAGAGGAGGAGAGUGAGGGGGUUCAGGGGGCUGGGAGCAGGGGAGACGACAGGCAUUCGCUACUGCGUGCGUAUGGCGAUGGCGUGAAGGGGAGCGAUAGAGGAGAGGGUGAGGACAAGGAAGGGAAAGAUGAAAAAGGGGAAGAGGAGGAGGAAGAAGAGGAAGAGGAGGAAGAGGAAGAGGAUGGAGAUGCAGGCAGUGAUGACUGGUUUAGCCCGAGUGAGGAACCGACAGGGCGCAUGGAUAGAACCAUGGGAAGGGGUGGCUCGGGCAGGGGAAGAGGCAGGGGGCGAAAGGACAGACGAGGAGGGGGUGUUGGAAGGGGGUCCCGAGGGACGUUCGGAGGUGGGGAUGGUAUGGGAAGGAACAGCGGAGAGGAUGGGGGCGCAUCAUGGGGGAAAGCAGGUGGUGGUGGUGUAGGGAGAAGUGGGGGAGGUGGUGGGAGGCGAGUAGGUGUGGGGGAGAGUGGGGUGGUGGUGGGAGGUGGGAGGGAGAUGGUGGGUUGGGCACGAGGGAGGCGGACAGUGGUUGUGAACAGGGUAAAGGGACGUCUGGGUGAGGAGAGGGAAGCAGAGGGGCGAGGAAAGGAGGGGAGAGGCGGUCGGGAGGGGGAAGGGGAGGUGGAAGGGGAGGUGGAAGGUGGGAGGAAGGGAGAGGAGGAGUGGGGAGGGGGGUUGCAGAGGGUGGAGAUGGGUGUGGAGGGGUGGGGCGGGAGGCAGCAGCAGGAGGGGGCCGGUGUGCAUGGAGUGACUAGGGUGCGAUCAGGCGGGGUGAAGAGCAGCAAGUGGGGUCGCAAGUAG